CCCUGGCUCCCCACAUUUUCCCCAAUCCCUGUUUCCGGCCGGCAACUGCCAUCAUCUUCAACCCUCCACCAGCACCACCACUAUAUCCCACCACCCGACGACAGCAAGCAAAACCGCAACAAUGGGCUGGCUAUCCUCCUCCUCCCCCGAAGACCAACGCUCCCAAGAAAUCCGCGCCGGCACCGUCGCCCCCUCCCGCGCCGAGCGGGCCCGCUGCUGGGAGGCCCGCGACGGGUAUUUUGCCUGCCUGGACAAGAACAACAUUGUGGACGCGCUGAAAGAGGAGAAAGCCGCUGGCAAGGCUUGCGGGGCGGAGGGCAAGGUUUUUGAGAGGGAUUGUGCUGCUCAGUGGGUAACAUACUUCAAAAAGUGGCGCGUUCAAGACAUCCAGAAACGUCAACGCAUCAAGGAGCUCGAGGCCCAAGGCGCAAACAGGCUGGACGUGCAGACCGACUUCACGCCAAGGGGUUAAAAGGGGGACUUGAGAGCAGGGGAAGGGAGAAGUGUGACAAUAGGAGGAAGUGUAAAUGUACAAUAUGAACAACCUCACCAGGUUGAACGGAUAUCAAAAUAUGGAGACGAAAAUACCAUAGGGGAAGGAAGGAACAAGGCGUUUACAGGAGCCAUACCCAUAAGAAGAACC
Molecule: messenger RNA, 643 nt
Organism: Podospora pseudopauciseta
Lineage: Eukaryota; Fungi; Ascomycota; Sordariomycetes; Sordariales; Podosporaceae
Exons: 2
Coding region: 122-472 (116 amino acids)
Biological process (GO): mitochondrial respiratory chain complex IV assembly
Cellular component (GO): mitochondrial intermembrane space; mitochondrion; respiratory chain complex IV
Source: RefSeq, a predicted model, not a curated record